AUGGCCCGAAAUGGAAAAACUGCCCAAGAAUUCAUCCAAAAUUCGUUUUCACCUAUUAUAGCUGUACUCUGCAGUUCCAAAGUGGAUAAUAUUGUACGAAAGAAUAACCUGUCUUUUAUAGAGUUACUUCAGCCGUUCACUACACUGGAUGCUGAUAGUCAGUUUCGAGAACCAGGAGGCAGUUUGUGUACCAUUAAAUCAUGGAAGCUUAUAUUCAGGGAUGUUAACUGGAAACCUUUGCAGCCAACUGAGGCUAGAAAACAUUUAAACAAUGCAGUAUUGCAUAAUUACAAUGAUAAAACAGUGUCAAUUGAGAUUGAUGGUCGAACAAUUACUAUUCCUCAUUCAACACCCUGGUUUGAUGCAUGGAGAGAAACUUAUCUUGAGGUCCAAUUUCCUUCAGACCAUGAAUACACAAAACAUUUUUUGUCAUGCAUCAUUGUAGGUACAACAGAGGAUGAUAAUAUUAUUGAUACAUUUAACUCUUUAAAUCAACAAUAUGCUCAGCUACAAAAUGUGUCACCUCCUAAAUUACCCAAAUGGUUUAAUAAUGGAGUCCUAAAGUCAUAUUUACUUCUACAUGAUGUGUCUACUGUUACUAAGGAGAAAGCAGAUGCUGUAUUUGAAACAGUGAAACAAACAUUUGGGGCUGCAAGCUGUUUCAUGUUGUCAAUGAAUUCAAAGAUGAACAAGGACUCUAAUGUGUCAACUGAUAUUUGGACACCAUAUAUUAAGAGAACUUCUGAAACAAAUACUGAUAUGAUAUCUUCAAUUUCAAAUCUACCAACAACACCACUAGGCACUCAGACUCAGACCUCACCAACUCAAUCUUCUAAUGCCACUAUACCAGCUGAUGAUAACAACUUAGUAACAUCAUCUACACUUCAAGAAUAUUCUCAUCCUUUGAUAACAUCUGAAAAUUAUGUAUAUGAUAAUGCUAACAGCUUACAAACCCACUCCUUCUCUGGAAGUUCAGAAAGUAUGAAUGUCAAUGGGAAACUAUUUGAUGUGUCUUCUGAAAAUUAUGGUGGAGCUUUGAAUACAAGUGAUGUUGAAACUAUAAAGAAAUUCGUCACGGAUUAUGCUACAAAGGCGCUGCUACCUUAUUUAGAAAAACUGAUUUCUCAGUUGUCUGAGGUGGUGGCAAAUAGAAAAGGAGUUAGUAGGUCUUUGCUUUCUGCCACUAAGAGGUGGUUUGGAACGGGGAAAACUGGUAACACAACAGGGAAUAAUACUGUGAUAUACUCUAAUGAUUGUCCAGAACUUCAAUUGCGUAGAUUGGGUGACCUUUGGUUUCUAUGUGGGCAAUGGCAAAAGGCAUUUGAUACAUAUCAUACAGCAAAAAGAGAGUUUUCGGCAGACAGUGCUUGGCUUUGUUAUGCUGGUGCUCUUGAAAUGGCUGCUAUUAGUGCGUUCAUGGCAGGAGAAGCCAAUCGUAAAACAUAUGGUUACAUGGAGGAAAGCAUUUUAACAUAUUUAAACACCUGCAGGAUGGUCCAGUACGCUGUUCGGGCUACAUUACUAUCUGUACUGUGUCUAACUGGUGCAGGUCUUCAUGGUGACGCAGCGAAGCAACUAAUCAGAAUGACGUCAGAGGACAGUGACUUGCGCAGCGCUAUGUUGCUGGAGCAAGCAUCUCUAUGCUUCCUGUCGGGUCCUGGCUCUAAGUCGAUGUGCAGAAAAUACGCCUUUCAUAUGGUUUUAGCGGGUCACAGAUUUUCAAAAGCGGGUCAGAAGAAACAUGCAUACCGAUGUUACAAGCAAGCUUUCCAGGUUUAUGAGGGUAGCGGUUGGCGUUUAUCUACGGACCACGUUCAGUUCGCUCUUGGUCGCCUGGCGAGUUCCCUAAAGAUGCCGCGUGACGCCGUACACUGGCUCGCUGCCCCCCUCGCCCCCUCCGGCCACCAACCGCCUCCACAACAGGAAGCAUUCCUGCGCGAGUACACGCUGGCACAUCAGCAAUGGAUGGAAGGUUGCGAAGAGUAUAAGGAACGUUUGCCAGAGUUACCGUUACCGUUGUUGGAGCGUAACGCAACAGCCGUAUUAUGUGUGGGCCCGGCACCGCUCUCCUCACCCGGUCGAGUACCAGCCACUUCCCUGACGUUCCUCGACGCCGCUGAGAACUCAAAAGAAGAUGAUCGUUAUUGGCAUAAACUUGAAGAAAUGCUUCUCCAAGUUGCACAAGGCAGUGUUCCCAUGAUUUUUAAACCAACUGUUGAUUUAUAUACUGAGAGGUCAGACAUCAAUCCCGUAGUACCGAAAGGAGAGCCAAUACAAGUAUCGGUUACAUUAAAAAAUCCGCUCAAGAUAUCAUUGUUGUUAAAAGACGUGGAGUUACUGUGGCAAUUCAUACCCAAUACGGAAGAUGAUGAAAAUUCGGGACUUGAUAUAAUAAAUAAUGAACCAUUAGUCGCUGCUGGAAAUAAUUUAGAAAAUAAUGUAAUUGUUGGACAAAAAAUAAAAUCAGUCCUUCUGGACGGCGACAGCGAUAAGAGGUUGACAUUCCAAAUAACUCCUUUACGGAUAGGCCAGUUGAAUAUCAAUGGUUUAGCUUACAAACUGAUCAAUGCUGGCGAAGGAGGCAAGGAAAGUGCAAGUGGGACAAUGAUAUCAGGAAAAGUCGAUCUGACGUGUUCAGGCAACAGCGAGAAGCGGUUACAGAUAAAAGUAAUACCAGAAGCACCUUGUUUACAAAUGACUUUCACUGAAACUUGCGUAGAUGCCAUAAGUAAUGAGCUCAGAACAAUUGACAUGGAGUUGAGAAACGUGGGGCCUGUAGACAUGAAGAAUGUCCACAUUGCUGUUUCUCACCCUGAUUGUAUCACUCUUAUCAGUGAAGACAGUGAAGAUGAUUUUAGAGCGUUGUAUGAUGAGAAGUAUCGCGAGAUCCCACAAUGUACUGAGGAGCGUGCGGCCCGCGCUAGUGCGUUUCGCGCGGCGUCGUACAGUCACGUGUCCCGCGCGGCGGUGGCGGUGUGCCGCGGCGGGAGCGCGCGUGCACGUGUACUGGUGCGACCGCGUGCCACGCCCGCACUGUACCUGCUCGCGUACUACGAGACGGGGGACAGAGCGAGACCGUACCGGCUGCUGCGACACGUGUUCCGGUUCAACACAAGCGAAGUUUCUAUCAUUCCUCGACGCUGUUUGAAAAAUACCGACGGUCAAACUUUAGAGAACUUGCUUUUACCUGUUGAAAUUAAAAAUGUCUACAGUGAUAAAGAUCAAACUGUUAAUAUAGAAAUUCUGGAGGCAUCUUUACUAAGCAGACAAUGGAGACUGACUGGUUUAACCACAGUUGCUAAUAAAGUAGAUGUGUUGACACCGCAUGAGAGGCUUCAUCUUGUCUUCAAGGCUAGAAGAAUAUUUGAAAGUCUUCCUGAAGGAAAAGUGGAACAUACAUUUUUAAAAGUGAAAACAGGAUCGAUUAUCGAUUUUAAACCUUAUUACAAAUAUAUUUCUGAUUUCAAGCCAUCCUUUAUUGAAAAUCCAGACUUAGUGUCUGACAAUCAGACUAAAACAAAAGGAUUAAUUCAGUCAAUGAUUGUACUACGGUGGAAGGCGCAUAAGUCCGCAGGACAAUUCGCAAUCGGUCAGCAUUGUUUAUGGCUAGACUGUUUCACCAAAGUGGUGUCACGCAAUAAAGAAUUAAUUCCACCAGAAAUGCCUGCUUUGCAACUCGAGGAUAAUGAUAGUAAAUCUGAUUUGAUCGACCCGAAACAGAAAAAUAGAAAGGAUAAUGUCGUUUUUCGCUUAGAGCACACUAGCACAAUUCAACAUAAUUUCCAACAGAGAAGGCUAUGCUUAGUGCCAAUCACAAUAAAUCUAGUUAAUUGCUACGAGGUCCCAGUGAAAGUGUUUAUAGAUAUGUCAAAGCAACAAAAUCGGGAUUCUUUUGGUGAGCUAGGCUGGGCUGGCGCUUUAAGCAACGGCCCCGAAAUAGAAAACAAGAAGGUCGGUGUAAGCGUGAGCCUAGCCCGGUUCGAGUCGCGCCGGGUGGAAGUGCGAGCUUUGUGUGCCGCGCCCGGCACUUACCUUGUCGGUUCAGCUUUCACUGUCACUUCCACGAGGGCUGAUAACCAGCAUACUGUCACACACCUAGCUAACAACACUUCCUUAUUGGUAGUCCAACAGGCUGCAUGA
This is a messenger RNA of Diatraea saccharalis (sugarcane borer), 4140 nucleotides long. The record is from the annotation of a GenBank genome assembly. Lineage: Eukaryota; Metazoa; Arthropoda; Insecta; Lepidoptera; Crambidae.